Molecule: messenger RNA, 686 nt
Organism: Anopheles bellator
Lineage: Eukaryota; Metazoa; Arthropoda; Insecta; Diptera; Culicidae
Product: transcription initiation factor TFIID subunit 12-like
Exons: 1
Source: RefSeq, a predicted model, not a curated record
GUCAAAAGCUGUCGGAAACAGCGCCCCAAAGAGGCAUCACAGCACAGUUCCUGCACCAUCAUCGCGAUGGACCCCAACAACAACCGGUGGCAGCCGGGUUUAGCAGCAACCGCCAACAGCAGCCGCAACCGUACCUUACGACAAUCCGGCUAACAACCCCGGCCGGUGACACGGGCUCGAUCAUCAAGCGCCCCCUGCUGAAGACCAUCCUCCAGAACGAACACUCAUAUCCGUUCACAAAAACCUCCAUGACCAGUACGGUCACCGAGUACACGUCGAGCUUUUACGAUCCGCAGAACAUUAACGCCAUGGCCCAAACGGUGUUCCAUCCGCCGCAGACGACGGAAUACGUUCAGCCAUCGAAGGCCCCGUUGAGCAACGAAAUUCGCACACCCUUUGUCACUCCGGUCGGCCCGUUCGUCACUACCGUUUCGCCGCCCCUAACGGUGCGACCGGCCACGACAACCACCACAACCGCUUCACCGGUUGUAACCUCAACCGAGAGGAUCUUCUCGCACUACAAACAACCGGCCACAUCGGCACCGAUGGAGCGGGGACCGCUUUACCUGAUCAUCGAGGGUCACUCGAAGGUGAAAACUUACGGGCUCAACACCAACGACACACUGAUGCAGCUUCCGCGCAUGGUGCCGGUGGCCAGCACCCGGGAUCCGAUCGUACGGCACGUC